AUGAUGGAAGUAUUGAUCUGCCAUCCAUUACCGAACGAGGGGCCAAUUCAUUUCAUCUCCUCAGAGAAAUCUAUAAUGUUCUGCAUCCGGAAAAUCUACCAAAGGUCGCCUAUGGCUUUUUAUCGUGGCCUCGGAGCGGUCAUGGUGGGAAUUAUGCCCAAGAUGGCUAUUCGAUUUACCAGUUUCGAAACCUACAAGGCUGCGCUCACAAAACGGGGCGAGAAUACUCCUUCGUUAGUGAGGUUGUUUGUGGCUGGUUUGGCGGCCGGAAUGACCGAGGCAGUGUUGGUCGUGACGCCUACCGAAGUUAUCAAAAUCCGUUUACAAACGGCAGGAAAAAACUAUGGAGGCUCGUUGCCGAUCGGAUACAGGACUGCACCCGAGGCAUAUGUGACUACUGUGAGAACUGAGGGUAUAUGGACACUCUGGAGGGGAGUUAGCCUGACUGCGGCGCGUCAAGGGACUAAUCAAGCAGGUACGUCCAAUUCGGCAAAAACUGAUUCGCAACCCCAGUACCAAUCUACAGGAUUACCACCGUGGCAAACAGCGUUAAGUGGAUUCUUAGCGGGCUCCCUGGGCCCUUUAGCGAAUGCUCCUUUGGAUACACUCAAAACACAAAUUCAGAAAAGUUCUCAAACGGGAAAGACAUCAAGCGCAUCGCAGGUUUCCCGCCUCUUCCAGCAGAUUGUACAGAACGAGGGAUAUAUGGCACUUUACAAGGGAACCCUUCCGCGGGUAUUGCGUGUAGGUGUUGGGCAGUCAGUGACUUUCAUGACGUAUGAACUUCUUCGGAAGGUGUGGUAAGGCC
This is a messenger RNA of Talaromyces proteolyticus, 808 nucleotides long. Its product is annotated as mitochondrial carrier domain-containing protein. The record is from RefSeq and is a predicted model, not a curated record. The coding region runs from base 1 to 804 and encodes 267 amino acids. NCBI's taxonomy places the organism in Eukaryota, Fungi, Ascomycota, Eurotiomycetes, Eurotiales, Trichocomaceae. The transcript is spliced from 6 exons. Gene Ontology annotation, biological process: fumarate transport; succinate transport.